Parathielavia appendiculata is the source of this 510-nucleotide messenger RNA. RefSeq lists its product as uncharacterized. The transcript has 8 exons. Lineage: Eukaryota; Fungi; Ascomycota; Sordariomycetes; Sordariales; Chaetomiaceae. Bases 1 to 510 code for a protein of 169 amino acids. The record is from RefSeq and is a predicted model, not a curated record.
AUGUGCCAUGCCCUCCCAGCUCUCCUACCCCCCGCAAACAGUCUCAACGCCACCCUCACGAGGCGCGAGCAAAUCGGCAUCCUGUACGAACUGAUGUCAUCGUCGGACGACAUCAAGAUACUGCGCAAGGAGCGGGAGUUGGAGCGCGUCAUGGGAAACGUCAAGACUUACGUGGGUGGGCAGGUUGCGGACAUGAUCAGGGGUUACUGGAGAAUGGGGGAAGAGUUGGCCGCGGCGGAAGGGAUCUUGGAGAGGGUGGAUGCCUUGUGGGAUUUUACACGAGGCUGUGUGGUGUUGUUGAUGGUGACCGGGAUUGCUGUUGAAAGGGGUCCUUGUUGUACCAAUUAUGAAAGUGACCGCACUGCUCACCUGACUUGUAUUAAACCUGUCAGUAACGUGAUUACUCACGUCUUGACGAGGGUCAAGCUUGCCGGAUCGUGGUGCAAGUGUCUUCUGGAGAAGCUGUCAUGCUUCGACUCCCUAGGCUUGAUCAAGACCCCGGCCGUUUGA